CUUGCUGAUGAUGACAUCAUGGAGGUCCGUCUCUGUCUGCGACAUGACUCCUUCAGCCGGAGACGCUCCGCCUAAACCCGCUUCAGUCGGUGAGAAGGAGCCGCUGGUUCUGGUUCUGGUUCCGGUCCGGUCCGGCGUUACUGGGUCACAGCGAGCUGCUGCCAGCCGGGGCAGAACAGACCGAGGACGGACUGACCUGUUGGAGCCGGAGAAUUAAACCCAGAUUAACCGGAACCAUGCUGGCCCGGUUCGGCUGAUGUUCUGAGUGGAGAGAUGCAGCAGAAGUUGUGCUCCAGAGGUUCUGGCUCCUUCCUGUUGGAGAGGAACGGCCAGGCCUGCGGCGCCCUCCCGGACUCCGUCACUUCCUGUGAGCUCCCGUUCCGAUGCCCCCGAUGCGGCGAGCAGCAGCGGUUCCGCAGCCUGGCCUCGCUGCGGGCCCACCUGGAGUACCGCCACUCCUACCGCUCUCCGGACGUGGUGUCUGGAGACUUCAGCAUCACGGGGUCGCACCCUGACCCGCUGGCGGCCGCCAUCGCCUGGCAGGACGCCAGCCUCCCGGCCCGCAGGGGGCAGCACGGCGCCGCGCGGCCGCCUCACGUCCGCUCCCUCAGCGACAGCAGAGACAGCGGCUACCUGCACUCCUACGGCGCGGUGAGGAGGCGCACCCAGAGCGUCGGCGUGGGGACGCAGGAGGAAGAGGUGGAUGAUGAAGAUACAGGAGAGGAAGAGGAGGAUGGAGAGGAAGCAGAAGAGACCAGAGACGAGUCGGAAGUCAAACAUUCAGACUCAGGACGCCUCCGUCAUCUCCGGUUCCCUCCGGCGUCCCCGGACCCGGACCUGAACCCGAACCUGGACCUGGACCUGGUUGCGCAGAGCUCCUACUGCGGCCGGGAGACGGCGGCGGCCUCGGCGGCGGUUCGGCGGCGGCUGGCCGGCAUCCUGCGGGCCGCCGACGGCACCAUGCAGCGGCGCCUGGCCAAGGUCAGCACGGAGCUGGCCCGGACCGACACCGAGCUGCUGUGUGAGCGCGCCCACUCGCAGCACCUGGCCCAGGAGCGGCAGCAGGUGGCGGAGCGGGAGCGCUCGCUCAGCCGGCAGGUGGACGUGGCCGUCAUGGUGAUCGCCGCCCUGAGGGAGCAGCUCAACGCCUCCGAGAGCGAGCUGGAGCGCCGGGAGAGGGAGGUUCUGACCAUCCAGAGGUUCCUGGAGGCCGCGGCCCGCCAGGAGACCAGCGGGAAAGUCCGGAUCCAGCGCUUCAUCGAGAACCUGCUGGGUCGGAUCGCGCUGGCGGAGAGGCUGGUGGAGUAUUACCAGGUGAACGGCGGGCAGGCGCAGGGCGAGCGCCACAAGCAGCAGCCUGACGACGGCCGACACAGAAUCACUAAAAGCAGGUCGGCCGGGGAUCAGCUGUUCUCCGGUCUCCAUGACAACAGGACGUCCUGCCGGUUCGGCGGCGGGCCGCCGGGCUCCAAAGCGGGUCCGGACCGGGACCGGGAGCGCCAGGAACGCCUGGCCCAGUCCUCCAGGCUGUUCUGCCGGCCGGAGCACAGAGACGACAUCUGGAACCAGCAGCGGCGCCGGUCCACCGGGUACGAGGCCUAGAACUGUGGAGACGGCCCAGACAGACGGGCCUGAACAGAACCUCAGCAGAACCGGCUUCCCUCAGUUCCUGUGGGCGCUGAAUCGAAUUCUGCUGGUACCUUUUAGUUGUGGAUGUUUGUCUGCUGAGGUGAAGUGGACCAGAAAACAACCCGGUUCUGAUCGUUAGCAGAACCAACAGAAGUACCAACCGGACCAGGCUAAAUGUACCAGCUGUGUUCGGUUCCGGAUCAAACCUCUGCAGGGCGGUUCUGGUUCUUCAUACAUCAGCACAAACCGAUCGGGUCAGAACCAAAGUAUUUAUUAAUCAGAAACUCUCCAUGUCCUCGGGUUGAACCUUUUCAUUCUGACCCGGUUCUGCAGAACCUCCAGGAGUUCUGCAUGCAGGCAGCAGAACUUCCUGGUGGAUUUCUCUGGGCUCGGUUGCUUUUUCUGUCCGGUUUUCCAGACGACGGAUUCAACAGUUUCCAGGUUCUGAUCCAGGUUCUGAUCCAGGUUCUUCUGGACCUUAAAGAUGUGAAUCAACAUCCUGAGCAAAUAUUUUCUGUCCAACAACAGAUGUUGACCCGGUCCUCAUCACAGCGUUGGUGUUCAGCUGGUUCUGAUGGUCCGAUCGUAACCACCGUGUGAAAAAUGGGUUUAAAUGAUCUAGAACCCAACAGAACCGGAAGA
Messenger RNA from Xiphophorus hellerii (green swordtail), 2271 nucleotides. Its product is annotated as protein ZNF365-like. The coding region runs from base 274 to 1602 and encodes 442 amino acids. NCBI's taxonomy places the organism in Eukaryota, Metazoa, Chordata, Actinopteri, Cyprinodontiformes, Poeciliidae. The transcript is spliced from 6 exons. The record is from RefSeq and is a predicted model, not a curated record. Gene Ontology annotation, biological process: telomere maintenance; regulation of DNA strand resection involved in replication fork processing; regulation of double-strand break repair via homologous recombination.